AAAAGAAUGAAAUACCGGAUAAAGAAAGCCAUCCCAUUUCAUCAUUGACCUUCCUUUUUGUGCGCGUUUCCCCUCCCAACCUUUUAUCUGGACGGUACUGCCCAACCAGGCCAAAACUCCAUGAAUCUGCCAUACUUUUUCCUUUCCCACUGAACCUUUCUUGAAUCUGCUCCAUAUCCUGAAGAAUGGUCUCUGAAAAUCUAACUUCCAACGGCCCUCAAGCAUGGUUUUGCACUACAGGGUUACCAAGCGAUGUGACAAUUCAGGCGGAUGACAUGACCUUCCAUCUUCACAAGUUUCCGUUGAUGUCGAAAAGUCAAAAGCUUCAUGACUUAAUUACAGAGCAAGAGACAGAACAUAGACUGGAUGGUAAUUGUGAUGGAGAGAUAGAAGAAGAAGAAGACGAGAUGGCGGCGGAGACAGUGGAAUGUCACAUUUCCUUCCCUAAUUUCCCGGGCGGGUCGGAGACUUUUGAGGCUGCUGCAAAGUUCUGUUACGGAGUCAAGAUUGACUUGUCGGCUUCCAACGUGGCUUCUCUCCGGUGUGCUGGGGAAUAUUUGGCGAUGACCGAAGAAUAUGCCGAAGAAAAUCUCAUCUCAAAGACGGAGAGAUUUUUUGCCCAAACCGUCCAAAGUAGUAUCAAGGACUCGAUCAAAAUCCUAAGCUCCUGCGAGAAGCUCUUGCCGUUGGCGGAGACACUCGGCAUUGUUCAGAGAUGCAUUGAUGCUAUUGCGGCAAAUGCCUCGUCCGCAGAUUCGUCGUUGUUUGGAUGGCCGGUGAGCGACGGGGCUGCCAACCGGAAAGGAAUUGUCAACAGGUCUUUCUGGAACGGCGUGGAAGCGAAUACUCACGGGAAAGGCGUUUCCAGAGACAGGGAGACAGAAGACUCGUGGUAUGAAGAGCUUGGCCAUCUGAGAUUGCCUUUGUUCAAGCGUUUGAUUUUAGCCAUGAAAGGUCAACGAUUGAAUCCGGAAGUCAUCGAAAACUGUUUGAUAUGCUAUGCACAGAGAUAUAUUCCUGGACUUUCACGAUCUAAUCGGAAACCAUCUUCAUCAUCCAUACCUGAUGAGAACGAGCAGAGAGAGAUUCUCGAGACUAUUGUAGCGAAUCUCCCAGCAGAUAAAAGCUCAAGAGCCUCCUCAACAACCCGAGUGCUAUUCGGAUUACUGCGCGCCGCGAACAUUCUGGAAGCAUCAGAGAAUUGCCGAUCAGGACUGGAGAGGAAAAUCGGAUCGCAACUGGAGCAAGCUACGCUUGAUGAUCUUCUCCUUCCAAGCUUUUCACAUCAAAACGAAACUCUGUAUGAUGUGGACUGCGUCGAGAGAAUUUUAGGUCAUUUCUUAAGUGGUUUGGAAGAUCAAUCAGCAAAUGGAGGUGUUGAAGGCGAUGAAGAUACCAACAGUUCGAGAUCUACUUCCGUAAUGCUGGUAGGGAAAUUGAUAGACGGUUACUUAUCUGAGAUAUCGGUUGACUCUAAUCUGAAGCCGGAGAAAUUCUGCAAAUUAGCCGUUUCUCUUCCUGACCAAGCUAGACUCUUGGAAGACGGCCUUUACAGAGCAGUUGAUGUCUAUCUAAAGGCGCAUCCAUGGAUAUCGGAGGCGGAGAGAGAGAGAAUCUGCGGAGUAAUGGAUUACCAGAAGCUGACAUUAGAGGCGUGCACUCAUGCGGCUCAGAACGACCGCCUCCCGCUAAGAGCAAUUGUUCAGGUACUGUUUUUCGAGCAACGUCAACUCCGGCACGCCAUUGCCGGAACUCUGCUAGCCGCGCAAUUGCCUCAGCUGGAAAUCGGCGGGGAAGGGGAAGAUGACGAGGAGGCGGCAGAGUCGCCGGCGCAGGGAGCGAGCUGCACGUGGAGAGCAGCUGUGAGGGAAAAUGAGGUGUUGCGACUGGACAUGGAUAGCAUGAGGACGCGUGUGCAGGAGCUGGAGCGCGAGUGCUCCACAAUGAAAAGAGCGUUUAAUAAAGCGGUUGGGCGCGGCGGCGAUGGCGGCGGCGAGCAGGGCGGAGGGUGGAGGAAGAGGUUCGGGUGCAAGUUUAAGGCCCAAAUAUGUGACUCCCAUGAGCCCACUGUUGCGGAAGCCCGUAAAGGACGGUCCCGUCGACAUCAAUAACAUUGUAUUUACAAAAUUUCAAUUCUUUUCAGUCAGAAUUCUUAAAUCUUAAUUUAUUUAUUUUUACUAAAACAAAUUACGGGAGCAUUAUGCUAUUGCUGCUUACAUUCCUACCACUUUUGUACGUUAAAUUUGUGAGUGAUUACAACAUACUUUGUUGAAAAAUGAUGUUUGUACACACUUUUG
Messenger RNA from Cuscuta europaea, 2297 nucleotides. NCBI's taxonomy places the organism in Eukaryota, Viridiplantae, Streptophyta, Magnoliopsida, Solanales, Convolvulaceae. The record is from the annotation of a GenBank genome assembly.